This is a messenger RNA of Loa loa (African eye worm), 1191 nucleotides long. RefSeq names its product TK/FER protein kinase. Gene Ontology annotation, cellular component: signaling receptor complex. The coding region runs from base 1 to 1191 and encodes 396 amino acids. Lineage: Eukaryota; Metazoa; Nematoda; Chromadorea; Rhabditida; Onchocercidae. Gene Ontology annotation, biological process: protein phosphorylation; cell surface receptor protein tyrosine kinase signaling pathway; positive regulation of kinase activity. Gene Ontology annotation, molecular function: ATP binding; transmembrane receptor protein tyrosine kinase activity. The transcript has 10 exons. The record is from RefSeq and is a predicted model, not a curated record.
AUGGAUGGUCGCUUAAAGCAAAUUAGCGAUCUCUAUAUUAUCAAUUCAUCAAAAAUUACACUUAGUAAAGAUAAAGUCGGAACGGGAAACUUCGCUGAUGUAUAUAGAGGAACAUACCGGAGAGGCAAAGAGAAAGUAUUGGUGGCAGUGAAAAUCGUUCGAGUUGGUGGUGGCAAUAUGGAUACCGAAUUACGCUGCUUAUCGGAAUUGACGAACGAAGCAAUAAUCAUGUCGUUGCAUCAUCAUCGAUGUGUUAUUGAAUUCUAUGGUGUCUCAUCCGAUAAGAUUCCAAUGAUUUUGAUGGAGUAUUGUCCGGGUGGUUCGUUGGAUUUACAUCUGCAGAAAUUUAAAGAGCAGAUUUCAACUGCAGAAAGAGUUGCAUAUAUGUUUCAAAUCUCUGACGGUAUGCGUUAUUUGGAACGGAAGAAAUGUGUUCAUCGAGAUUUGGCAACACGAAAUGUGCUUAUCUCAAGUACAGGAUGCCUGAAAAUCAGUGAUUUCGGAUUAAGCUUUAGUCCUGCUAUUCAAAUACCGAAGCAGUUAACUCAUACACAUAUUCCAAUACGUUGGAUGGCUCCAGAAACAUUAACUCGUACACCGGUUUAUUCAUCAAAAUCGGAUAUUUGGUCAUUUGGUAUUGUAGUGUUUGAAAUAUUUAACUGUGGUGGAAAACCGUGGCCAGAGAAACCGGUAAAAUGGAUUGCAACAAAGAUUCGAAAAGGUGUAACACCUGAAAUGCCACGACGAAUGCCACGUCUAAUUAGAGAAAUAGCUAAUGCUUGCUUCCAAUUUGAACCAGACAAAAGGCCUACAUUCAAACAGGUGAACGGGUGGAUUCUGUUGGUACAAGGCAUACGUUUUCCACCACUACCUCCCUCUACACUGUCAGUGGCACAUUUGAAAAAUGUUAAACCAGUAAAAUUCAUUGAAAAAGAUCCAGAAGCAAUUGCGAUAGAAUUAGAUGAUGUGAAAAGCAACGAGCAACGGCAUGAUAAUGAUAACUGUGAAUCAAGAACGAUACAGUUGCCUGAAGUAAAAAGGAUUAUUCCUACAGAGAAUAAAAAUACAGUAACCGAGGAUCAAGAGAAGUAUGCCAUUCAGACUUUCACCGCACUAAUAUUUGGAGUUAAUGAUAUUUUUUGGAGCAUUUUUACAAAACUUGAAUUUCAUCCGAAGUUCCACCUGAAAUGA